CCAUGGGUGCGACCUGCGAGCAUCGACGGCUGCGCAGAGCGGGAGAGGCCACCAAUGGCCCAUGCCAUUGUGAGAACUUCGACGACACCUUCUACAGGCAGAUAGAGCGCGACUUGGCUGUGUGGCGGAAGACGGGCGUCGGCGGUCAAGUGGAGACGCGAAUGGACCAGCGGCUGUGGCCUGAGAGCAUCAAAAGAGCCAAGAUGCAGGUCAGGAAGGAAGGAAACAAAAACCACACCCUCCCGCGCUUUUCCUCACCGCUGCAUGCAUGAGAUGGUUUGUCGGUGGUGUGCAUGCGCAUGGCAUGUCUGUGUGUCUGUGUGCAGUGCAGAUCGAUGGCAACAGGCUGUACUUAGUGAAUCAUCCGAGCGGUGGCCGUGCGAGGAAGCAUGGCAGGAUGCGAUGUGCCCUGGAGGUCAUCCUCGACGCACUCAGACACUGCACUCUCCCAAGUGUCAGCUUCUGGCUUAAUGUAGCCGGUAGAGUAGGCGGGAGAAAUUGAGGGCAGACAGACGCAAACACACACGUACUGUACACUACUGAAACAUUGUUGUGUGGUGUGGUGUGGUGUCGACAUUGUGGUGACUGACGAUAGAUUGGCCUCUGGUGCCGAAGAAGGCGUCCGAGGGUCCCAUCCCGGUGCUGUCCUUGGCCAAGAGCGACGACUACGCGGACAUCCUCUUCCCCUCGCCCUUCCUAGCUUGUGAGGCCGAUCAAAUCCGCACACAAGCUGCCAACAGCGUCCGUCAGCCAGUCACCCGACCACAAAUCAACUGACUGACACAUCACAUGCAAUGCAUACGAACGAACCAAUCAAUGUACUUACGUAUGUGUGCAUCGCAUCUCUUUUGUGUGCUGUGUGUGCUGCGUGUGCAGUCUGUGCCAUGGGCUUCGAAGAGGUCGGUCAUUUUUUGGCGGGGCCAUCCGUGGUGCGACAUGAGCCGGCCCUCACGCGCUGCAGCCAACGAGAGCACAUGUUCCCGGCUGCUCCUCAGGAAUCAUUCCAUCGCAAGACCCGGUGUGUGUGAUGGCCCCAUGUGUGUGUGAUACGGGCGUACAAACGUGUCCGUGUAGUUCUGCGUUGUGCAGACAUGGUUGAUGCGGGGCUGACAGCGUUUUUCAACGACUACCUGCCUGAGGAGUCUCAGCGUGUGUGGCCCACGCUGUAUGGGCCCAGGAUGGCCCGCGUGCCGCUGCACGAGCAUGCCAGGUACAAGUACCUCAUGCACGUCGACGGCACCACUUACAGCAGCAGAAUUGGUCCGUGGGCGCCUGGAAAGUGGGUUGAUUGAUGUGCACGUGUGAGGAGUCAGUCAGUGAGUGCACAGCGUAAAGCAAAAGGCUUGUUUGUUUCUUCAGGCAAGCUGUUGCUUCUGGACUCAGUGGUGCUUAAGCAGGAGAGCCCAUUCUACGAGUUCUACUACCCCCCUAUGGCCCCGUAUGUCCACUACAUACCUGUGCAUAGAACCCUGGAAGACCUCCAAGACGUACGUACUGGACUGUACUACUGCACUGUACACACGCCAUGCCACACGCCAUGCCCACCACAUCGACAGACGUACGUGUCUGUCUGUCUGUGUAUAUAUGUGUGCAGGUGUAUGUGUGGCUGUCAAAACACGAGGCCGAUGUGCUGAGGGUGCGCAAUGAGGCCGUGAGAUUCGCAGACAAAUACCUCACCCGCAAGGCAGCACGGUGCAUACCUACACAGACACACACGAGCAUUGCACACACACACACAGUGUCUGUGUUGUGUGAGUGGCGUACGGUACGCGUGGGCAUGUCAUGUGCACUGCAGAUGCUAUGUGGUGCGGUUGCUGCACGAGUAUGCCUCUCUGCUCACACACCCUUCGUCCCGAGACGGCCCCAAUAGGGUCGAUCGGUUGGAGUACAGAGGCACACCCGAGGAACAAAAGGCCUUGUUCGAGACAUCUAUGUGGAGCGCUUGAUGAAUGAAUGAAUGAAUGAAUUCAGCAACUGACCGUCGGCCGUGCACACAAUGGUUGUUGAUUGAAACGCACAAGCGUCGGUAUGUGCAGGUCUGUCUGCAUACAUGACAUGGAAGGAAGGAAGUAUGUCUGUCUGUACGUACGUGUGGG
Molecule: messenger RNA, 2096 nt
Organism: Vitrella brassicaformis
Lineage: Eukaryota; Vitrellaceae
Source: the annotation of a GenBank genome assembly